UUCAUCAUCAUCAGAACAAAUAUAAGGAAGAAUUGAUGGAGAGAAGAGAGGCAAGGCGACAAUGUCUGGAGGUAUCUCAUUGCAACCCUUUCGAUCCCAGCUUGCCGCCUUUUGAAAUAAAUCGACGUCCUUUGAUUCCCGACCUUAUUCUCACUCGAGAACAACUUGCCAGAGCUUACAGACCUAAAUAUGUGGUGUUCAAUGGCAAAAAAAUACCAGCAGGAACCGUAGCCAAUUAUAUAAAUCACAGGCCACCUUGCUUUCCACUGAAACCUCGUGGGGAUUCUACUGGCAAAGACCUUAGCCUGUCACCACCUGCAACCGCAACAGGAACCAACGCUGAAGUGGGUGGGGGAUCCAAGGGCCCUGCUGCAGAUCCAUCAGAACCAGUUGGCAUCAAAGCUGAAGGCACCAAAGCUGAAGUGCAAGGUGGAUCUCUUCUCAAGCGACCCUGCGACGUUCUUGGCGAGUCAAGUGAUAUCUUGCGGGAGGUUAAAAAGCAAACGGUAGCAAAGCGGAAUUGAAAGGAGGAACCACAUUUAACAAGGAUCUUGGCUAGUCAAGUUAUACGGGUGAUCCACUCUUAGAUUUUGGUUUCGAAUGUCGAUGAAGAUGUUGUGGAAUGUUUAAAUAAAUUUGGGCGAAUGUUGGCCUUUGUAUUAUCACUUGUCUGUUUCUCUGGAUUCUAUGCGUGUACUAUCUGUUGACCUUUUGGUUAUGAGCGCCUCUUAUUGUGCGUCGAAUAGGUUGCCCGUAGGGCAUUUUAAUAUUUUCUUUGCUCA
Molecule: messenger RNA, 782 nt
Organism: Erigeron canadensis
Lineage: Eukaryota; Viridiplantae; Streptophyta; Magnoliopsida; Asterales; Asteraceae
Exons: 7
Coding region: 36-524 (162 amino acids)
Source: RefSeq, a predicted model, not a curated record